Molecule: messenger RNA, 4043 nt
Organism: Toxorhynchites rutilus septentrionalis
Lineage: Eukaryota; Metazoa; Arthropoda; Insecta; Diptera; Culicidae
Gene: tst
Product: SKI2 subunit of superkiller complex protein
Exons: 6
Coding region: 123-3743 (1206 amino acids)
Biological process (GO): nuclear-transcribed mRNA catabolic process, 3'-5' exonucleolytic nonsense-mediated decay
Cellular component (GO): Ski complex
Molecular function (GO): RNA helicase activity; ATP binding; RNA binding
Source: RefSeq, a predicted model, not a curated record
AUGGCAACUCUGCUAUCAGCUGUCAUUUACCGUAAUCGCACGCGAAUGUGUAACAUAAACAGUCGAAAUCGAUGCACAUCGCGAGUUGAGUGAUUGAAAGUAGUUCCAGAUAAAAUUUUAAAAUGUCUAUUGAUUUUGCCUGGUGGAAGAAACCACCACCCAUUGUCGAAAGUACUGAAGAUGUUCUACGGAAGUUUAUACUGGAGCCCUCGAUUCCAGUAAAUGAUCCGAAGCCUCAUUUUUGCCCCCGUGUACCCAACGUUGAAUCAUUGUACCAUAUUCCUCCUGCACCGCUUAGCACCCGUGUAGUACCAGAUCGGUGUCAAGAAACCGGAAGAAUAAUUGAUUUCAUCGAAGUGCCGAUUGAGAAUGCCGGCAGUAAUGCUAAGAACUCUAUGUCACUACAGCGUGAGCCUGGUGGCAUUGAUGAUUCCAGCAGAGGUUCCGCCUCAUAUUUUCCGUUUUGGCCGGGUGGAUUCGACGAACCGGAGAAAGCACUCCAACUGCUGGACAUUGAUAACACCGUGUUUGAAGAAAAUCUGAAAACCUGUCCACCAGGAUUUGCCAAUGGGAUGGAUUUUGGGGAUACGAGAAGUUCGACUGGAGGAGUGGUGGAUUUGUUAUCGGUGAUUGAACAAGGAUUGGAUGGUCUCGAUAUUUGGGAUUCGGGCAACGGUGCGGAUGGUGGGGUUGAUCAUACCAGAGAUUCUAAUGUCACGCAGUCAAUGGGGGUGGAUGAAAGCUUGGAUGAAUCUCUACUCACUGUAGAAAAGAAGGAAGAACAAGUAUUGCCGAUCAGCGAAGUUAACACGAAAUCCAGCACUUUGGCUGAAUGGGCGGAAAUUCUCGAUGUAUCGAAACCGGUUGCUGAUUUUAAAACUAAAAUUCCGGACAUGGCCCACAAAUACCCGUUCGAGCUGGAUAUUUUCCAAAAGCAAGCGAUUAUCAAACUAGAAGAGCACAAUCAUGUUUUUGUGGCGGCCCACACAUCGGCGGGCAAAACCGUCGUAGCGGAAUAUGCUAUAGCCUUGUCUAAAAAGCAUAUGACGAAAACUAUUUACACGUCACCGAUUAAAGCAUUGUCGAAUCAAAAGUAUCGUGAUUUCAAAACCACUUUCGAGGAUGUUGGACUAAUUACGGGCGAUAUUCAGAUUGAUCCGACCGCUUCUUGUCUCAUCAUGACGACGGAAAUCCUUCGCUCGAUGUUGUAUUGCGGCAGCGAUAUAACUCGUGAUUUGGAAUAUGUGAUAUUUGAUGAAGUUCACUAUAUAACAGACGCAGAUCGUGGCCACGUGUGGGAGGAAGUUUUAAUUCUACUUCCAGAUCAUGUCUGUAUCGUGAUGCUGAGUGCGACCGUUCCAAACACGUUGGAGUUCGCCAAUUGGGUUGGCAAAACUAAACAGAAACGGGUGUAUGUCGUGAGCACUCCGAAACGUCCGGUUCCUCUUAAACAUUAUCUCUAUACAGGUUGCGGUGGAAAGUCCAAGGAUGAUAUUUUCCUCAUUGUGGAUGAGCAGAGCACAUUUUUGACAGCUGGUUACCGAAAAGCUAAGGAAGCUACAGAUGCUAAAGCGGCAAAGAGUGCAAACAAAAACGUCGGUCGUCCCGGUCAGUUCAAUCAAAAGCAAGAACAAACCCUAUGGGUUGGUUUGAUAGACCAUUUACAGAAAAAUGAUAAGCUGCCGGUUGUAGCAUUCACAUUGUCUCGCAAUCGCUGUGAUAAUAAUGCCAACGCGCUAAUGUCCUGCGACUUGACAACAGCGCGCGAAAAGUACCACAUUACGUCCUUCUUCCAGCUAUGUUUGCAAAAACUGAAGCCUCCGGAUCGUAUUCUCCCACAGGUUAUCCAGGUACAGAACUGUUUACAGCGUGGAAUCGGGAUACAUCAUAGUGGCAUAUUGCCGAUUCUCAAAGAAAUUGUUGAGAUGCUGUUCGCUAAAGGAUUGGUGAAGGUGCUAUUCGCCACGGAGACUUUUGCGAUGGGCGUGAAUAUGCCUGCUAGAACGGUUAUUUUCGAUUCAACUAAAAAGUAUGACGGGCAGACCUCACGGAUGUUGCAACCAGCCGAGUACACGCAAAUGGCGGGUCGCGCAGGCCGGCGAGGGCUGGACCAGAAUGGAACCGUUAUCAUAAUUUGCAAGAUGGGAGUGCCUUCGGAAAGUGACUUGAGGAACAUGAUCCUUGGCAAACCGAUGCGGCUUGAAUCCCAGUUCAGACUAACUUAUGCGAUGAUUUUAUACCUUCUGAGAGUGGAGCUCGUAACGGUGGAGAAUAUGAUGCUGCACAGUUUCAGGGAGUUCGGGAAACGCCAAAAGUUGCCGGAGAGUAAAUUCGAGCUGAGCAGAAUGGAAGAAAAGAUAUCAAAGCUAAGCGAUUUGAGUGAGCACUUGAAACCAUUGUGUCAAUUCUAUGACGCUGCUGUUAACUAUUUGAGCCAAUGGAACGAACUUAUGCCCAAAAUGUUCAUGUCCAAGAAAAUCGCGAACGAGAUGAAACCUGGCAGAGUGUUGAUAGUAACUCACAAGCACCACUAUAACAAACUAGCAGUUCUAUUGACGCUGGCCCAGCAAGAGAGAAACUCCGUCCGUUAUAAGGUGCUGAUACUAGAUCAUCGAAUACCCUCCCUAGUGGCGGAAAAUUUAGAACGAGGCGAACUGUGGCACCGAAUGCUAUCCCUAUCUGCUGGAAACCGUCAUUUUCUUCCCGAAGGAAUGGGUGGUCAUUCGGUGAUUCAGAUCUCCGUAGGAGAUAUUGUAGCCGUCACUAAGCAGACUAUCAAAUGCGAUCCGGUGAAAAUACUACAAAACUGGGAUAAUCGUCAGAUACCUAGAUUCAGGGAUCAGCCACCCUCUUCAUCCGUUUUGGAUGCAAUAGCUGCCCUCAGUGAGAUAAAUAUGGCCGCCGUCAACGAAACUAAUAAGUUAGAAAUCUUGAAAUUUCAAUUCAAUCUUGAUCAGUUGAAGCAAAACGAAGAACUAAAGAAGGCAAGAGAAAAACUCGAUCUGUACAUUCCGUAUACUGAUAUUGCUGACUUCGUACACGAAUUUGCCAUAGUUUUCGAUCGCAAACAGUUGGAGAAGAAAUUGGAAGACCUGAAGUAUCAAGUAUCGUAUAAGAGUUUGUCACUCUAUCCGGACUACUGUAACAAGCUCAAGGUGCUCCAAGAACUGCGGUACAUUGAUGAAAUGCAGCAAGUCGCAAUGAAAGGACGGGUAGCCUGCGAAAUGGGACAAAACGAGUUGAUGAUCACCGAGCUGGUACUUAGAAACAUUUUAACCGAUCUGCAACCGGCAGAAAUUGCUGCUUUGCUCUCCAGCUUGGUGUUCCAGGCGAAAACUGAUGUGGAACCCAAAAUGACCGAUACAUUGACGAAGGCUCGGGUACUCUUCGAAGAAGUUGAAAACGACAUCCGAUAUGUGGAGCAGAUGUACAGUGUCACAGAUAUUUUGGACAAAGAUAAAUUGAACUUUGGUCUGAUAGAGGUCGUGUACGAAUGGGCCCGUAACAAGCCGUUUGCGGAGAUUAUGGAGCUGACCGAUAUUAAGGAGGGAAUCAUAGUUCGCUGUAUACAGCAGCUCAACGAAACAUUGUGCAAUGUUAAGGAUGCCGCACGAAUAAUUGGAGAUCCGGUGCUUAACAGCAAAAUGGAGGAAGCUUCUAAUGCCAUCAAAAGGGAUAUUGUGUUUGCAGCUAGCUUGUACACCUCCAGUACUCCAAUCGAAAUUGAAGCGGAGGCCGAUUAAUUCAAACAUUGUGUUAACUCAGUAACUCAUACAAUUAUGAUAGGAUUCAUAGAAUCGAAAUCUAUUUUUAUGUGGUUUUAUAGCGUUCAAAUAAAAUUAUCAUAUUUCACUCUCGCAUGAAUAUGCUUCGAAAUUUACAUUUUCCGCCAAAUAUAUAUAGAACUUGCCACUUCAAAUACAAUAUUCGAGACAUAGAUUUUUGGGUCAUUCAACCACAAUUCGGCAUGGUCAAAAUGCGGUUAUACUUCUGGCGGUACAAUCAAUCCAUCGGUUAUGAUCAAUGCUUUCUUUAUUUUAUUC